Molecule: messenger RNA, 2177 nt
Organism: Phaeodactylum tricornutum CCAP 1055/1
Lineage: Eukaryota; Bacillariophyta; Bacillariophyceae; Surirellales; Neidiaceae
Exons: 1
Coding region: 1-2097 (698 amino acids)
Source: RefSeq, a predicted model, not a curated record
AUGUCGCAGAACUGGGAUCCUGAUCUCUUGGAAAACCGUCUCCAAACGAUUCUUCUGAAAGCAUUUAAGCAGGGACAAGAAAACACCGUGAAAUCGAUCGAAAAGUCCUCGGGGAAGGAUCCGACUGUCAUUUCAUCCGAAACCUUUAGAGUUGCAUCUGUAAACGCGACACAGAAGGAACGUGGGAAGGCAUCAAAACGUAGUAGCAACGGUGACGGAAAGGCUGGAGCUUCCAAUGUCCAUCCAUUGAAGAAUCCAGACACUUUGACGGUACCUUCUAAGAAUUUUCAGUGGUUCAAACUUCCUCUAGUGGGGCAAGCGCAACCCGUUACAUCUACCAAUGUCCACGAAUCGCUUGCAGCAAAUGCUGUCCCUACCGACGAUCCCAGCGAUACGACAUGGACAAAAUUUCCUGUAGAGGAAUCGGCUGCGUGGCGCGCUUGGAAUCGAUACAAUGAAGUGUAUUCGGAAUCGAAACCACCCACCGAGGAAUUAAAUGCUCCCGAUCAAGAUUUAUUCUUCCAGACCGAGACGUUUGCGACUCUAGUACGUAUGCGCUUGGCCUCUGGUUUAGUCGCGUCGGCGCUUCAAUUAUGCCAUCGCCGUCUUAAUGGUAUAUACCGUGCUGUCCAAAAAGCCAUGCAUCAAAAUGAAACUUUGCAUGUGGUAGUUUGGCGCGAUCAGAUGGCAACCUUGUGGUGCCUCUACGCGCACGUUUGGCUAGAAAUUGGUGAAAUGCUCUCGCCGGUGAACCCCGAUGACCAUAGCGAGACGCCAAACGUUUUUAAGAAUGCUGCUGGCAUCAUUUUAUCAGCAGCGACAACCUGUCCUAUUGUAGGCAACCACGGAUGGCUGUCAAUUGCCUUGGCGCGCCUCGAAGGUAGUAAACACGAAGCCAAAUAUGUUUCCAAAGGUUUGGAUAUACUGUGGGAUGGUCUGGAUCGGGCUCACGUUCGCGCUGUCAAACCGCGUGUCAAAUUGCAUAACUUUUCCAAGUCGAUUUGGCGUUCGUUUCGAAUUCCGUCUACGGUGACUUGGAAAAUUUCGGCGCUGAAACAGGAUCCGCUCGUUCUAGAGAAACUUCGACGUUCGUUCCAGACCGUUGUGAACUUACCCGGUCGCAUCGCGCUCCAGUCAUACGCAAUGGUUGACCACGCGAGUACGCGUAUGCUGGCCGACGAAUUCAAUCGUUGGAACGAUCUACUGGUACGAUCGCACUUUACCGGCCCCGACGAUGUGCUAAUGAGCAGCCCCAACUCAGCCUCGUCUAGCUCCCUUGCCCUACUGGAUUGGAUGCUACCACUGAUAAAUCGCUCGUUACUGCCCGCGGAUGUAGAAAUGGAAUACCGCUAUACAGCAGCGGAGCCACUGUCCGACGCAACGCUGUUUAAGGAGCAAGGCAAAGAUACUGACAAGGAAGAAAAAGGCGAAAGUAGUGGCAAGGUAGGAAACGGCGAACGUGACGCGAAUGAGAAAAAAGGUAAAGAUGUCGAGAAGGAAGCAAAAGGCGAAACUGACGAGAAGGAAACACCAGGCGACACAUAUAUCAAGACUGUGGCGACGGAUACUUUGUCCUUUGGGAAAGACGACAAGGACAAGCUUGGGUUUUCCGAGACUGCAGCCACAAGAGCACCGAAGGGAUCGGAGAAGAGCACGGCCGCACCACCACCAUCAUUCUCGGGCCAGCAAGAGACUCUCUCAAUCCUACCUUCAGCUCUGGUGUCGAGCAGGGAAGCCGAUGUGGUUUCGCCGGAGAAGUCCGCGACUGCCAAUCCGCAGGCGGUGUGGAAGAAGGCACCCCCGAGUUCAUCCCCGCCGCCACCGUGGCAAACAUCGGAUUGCGAGGAAGACAGAUUGGUGGAGGACCCCGACGACGACAAGUUCCAUACACCCACGUUGUCAUUGGAUACUGUGAAAAACACGGCGACCGUGGUGACGUCUGGUGAAUCUAGGAAAAGUCCGUUACGAAAUAGACCCGCAGAGGCUGACCCCUCCAGUUUGACGGUGUGUACCGAAAUCGAACAGGCUUGUCCGCAUUGUCAAAUUUUCGUGCCACCGCAGUGCAUGCACUCACAUCGUCAAGUGUGUGGUCGCUAACUGUAAAUCACGAUUUGGUACCAAUUGCGAUACUCCAACUCGGUGGAGGGAAGCAUAAGCAAAGCCUUACAUACUGUUAG